Molecule: messenger RNA, 505 nt
Organism: Nicotiana tabacum (common tobacco)
Lineage: Eukaryota; Viridiplantae; Streptophyta; Magnoliopsida; Solanales; Solanaceae
Source: RefSeq, a predicted model, not a curated record
GAUAUGCAGACGGCUGCUUUAUGGCUCUCUCCGCUACUAGUUGCUGGGGCUGCUGGAGGCAUGUGGGCUUACAAGAAGCACAGGCAGAAGACUAACGUGCACAUUAUGGCUCUGAAUCUCGUUCGAGGAGUCCCAUUAACGCCAAAGGAGAAGGAAACUAUGCUCGAAGUCCUCACACCACCUCCUGGAGGAACUUCGUCCUCCAGUUGGUGGAGUAAAUGGUUUCAGCAGUGAAAGUUUCUUUAACCUACCAUAACUUGUAGUCUAUUUUUCUGCUGUAAUAUCUCAAACUGCCAGCUAGUCGAGAUGCCACCCUAUCCAUGUCAUUUUGCAUUGGCGUGUUUGAAUUGGUCAUUGUGAUUACACAUUUUUCUCAGGGUAUAUACCUGAAAUAAGUGAUCGACAUCUUAUUGUACAAAAGGUACAAAUUGAUCAUGAGCUGACUUCACAAUAAUGCUGCUAACAUGGUGGUUUGUGAUAGAGUAUCUUAGUAUAUAUUAUUCCA